Molecule: messenger RNA, 1182 nt
Organism: Oncorhynchus gorbuscha (pink salmon)
Lineage: Eukaryota; Metazoa; Chordata; Actinopteri; Salmoniformes; Salmonidae
Product: solute carrier family 66 member 2-like
Exons: 6
Coding region: 586-1122 (178 amino acids)
Biological process (GO): phospholipid translocation; retrograde transport, endosome to Golgi
Cellular component (GO): trans-Golgi network; endosome
Source: RefSeq, a predicted model, not a curated record
AAAGGUAUUGGAUUAGAAGCGUUUAUAAUAUAAUGCAACAACAUUAGUGAGUAUUUGGAAGAAAUAGAGCAGAACCUGGAACAUGAUGCAUGGCGAACAAGCAUUUAGUAUGAAAUACAUAUUUCAAAGGAAAUUGCAUCCUCCUCGAUUUGGUUUAUGAAACGCACAUUUAUUUAAUCGCCAUUCAUUUUCUGCUGGUUGAAUUCACUCAACUCUUGACUUUUUCUUCUCCUGGCUUUGAUGACCAAAAGCCUCCCUGUCAUAUAGAGCCUACUGGUGGAAAGCUGUGCCGUGGUGUCCUAUUCGUUGUGAGAGACAUGGACAACAGACUGGGUCUGGGUGAUGAAGAGGAGGGAGAUGUGGAGACACUGUGGCACUCUUUGGACUGGCUGACGUCCUGUGUGAUGGUGGUUGGAGGGGCUCUGCCCUACGCCUCACAGUACCAGCAGAUCCUUCGGACCAAGAACACAGACGGCUUCUCUACACGCGUCUGCCUGGUUCUGCUGGUCGCUAACAUCCUCCGCAUCCUCUUCUGGCGAGUUUGGGAAGCAGUUUGAGGUGACUCUGCUCCUGCAGAGUGUGGUGAUGAUUCUCACCAUGCUGGUGAUUCUCAACCUCUGCUGCUCUGUACAGAACACCAACCGUAUCAGCACCAAACAGCACCACAUCACAGAUCUGGAAUCCCGGUUCUUUUGGAGCUGGGAUGGCUUUGAGGACUACCUCAUCUUCCUGUUGGCCUUCACGCUGCCCUGUGCCUUCGCCACCCUUCUCCUCCUGGACUCCUCUCUGUUUGUGGAGUCCCUGGGCUUCCUGGCCGUGCUGACGGAGGCCAUGCUGGGGCUACCACAGCUGCUCCAGAACCAACGCAAACACUCCACCACCGGCAUGAGUGUGAACAUGGUCCUACUGUGGAUGGCCGGGGACAGCUUCAAGACGGCCUACUUUGUCCUGAAGGAGAGCCCCCUCCAGUUCCUGUUGUGUGGGCUGACUCAGAGGGUGACUGGGCAAGAAAUCAAUAUUGGGUGUGUCAAGAACUGCAACGCUGCUGGAGUUUUCGUGCUGAACAGUUUGCUGUGUGUUUCAAGAACGGUCCACCACCCAAAGGACAUCCAGCCAACUUGACACAACUGUAGGAAGUAUUGGAGUCAACAUGGGGCCAGCAUCCCUGUGGAAGGCUUUCAA